AUGGAAGAGCUCACCGCCUUCGUGUCGAAGUCUUUCGAUCACAAAGUCAAGGAGAAGAAGGAGGUGAUCACCUACCGGGAGGUGUUGGAGACCGGCGCGGCGAGAGCGGCCGGUCGCGGCGGGGAGCCCUUAGCACCGGAGCCCGGGAGCAGGGAGGAGGCGGCGGUCGUAGCCCGGAAUGUGGCGCUCUCGCCGGGAAGGGAGACGGACGUGCUCGGGUCAGAGAGGACCAGGGACGCCGGGAGCCCCAAACUCAUUGACGGCACCACGGAUGUGAAGGAGAGAAAAGAAGAGUCCGGGAAACCCAUGGAGGACGAAGCGCAGACCAAAAUCAAGCAGAGGAGAAGUCGGACUAACUUCACGUUGGAGCAGCUUAACGAGUUAGAAAGGCUCUUCGACGAGACGCACUACCCGGACGCCUUCAUGCGGGAGGAGCUCAGCCAGAGGCUUGGCCUGUCUGAAGCCCGCGUGCAGGUUUGGUUCCAGAACAGAAGAGCCAAAUGCAGGAAGCAGGAAAACCAGUUACACAAAGGCGUCCUGAUCGGAGCAGCCAAUCAGUUUGAGGCUUGUCGUGUGGCACCAUACGUCAACGUGGGGGCUUUACGGAUGCCCUUCCAACAGGAUAGUCAUUGCAACGUGCCGCCCUUCUCCUUUCAGGUGCAGGCACAGCUGCAACUGGACAGCGCCGUGGCACAUGCGCAGCACCACCUGCACUCGCACCUGGCCGCGCACGCCCCCUACAUGAUGUUCCCGGCGCCGCCUUUCGGCCUGCCUCUGGCCACGCUCGCCGCCGAGUCGGCGUCGGCAGCGUCCGUGGUGGCUGCCGCCGCUGCUGCUAAAAACACCAGCAAGAACUCGAGCAUCGCUGACCUGAGACUCAAGGCCAAGAAACACGCGGCGGCGUUAGGCCUGUGA
Nerophis lumbriciformis (worm pipefish) is the source of this 915-nucleotide messenger RNA. NCBI's taxonomy places the organism in Eukaryota, Metazoa, Chordata, Actinopteri, Syngnathiformes, Syngnathidae. The record is from RefSeq and is a predicted model, not a curated record.